AGAAUAGCAGGAAAAACCUCAAUAAUCCACUUAGUUUGUCAGCGCCACAAUAAUGAUACAUUUGGAAAUAUUUCUUAUCAUAUAUUUUUUUAUUAGUAUUACUGUAUCCCAGUGGUAUGGUGUAUUGCUUGGUUCCCAUUUUACUGCUAUCCAAUGCAAAGAACAGUAUGUGUCUAGUUUGUUUCAUUGUGCAGCACUUGGACGGGAAUCAAAAGAUGUGAGGUUUUUCAUAAACAUUGAAAACAAAUAUUGUCGAUGGAACUGUACUUACUUAUACACAAAGGAAACACAAAACAAAGAAUGGAAAAUUUACGGUAUUGAAGAGAAGAGAAAUGCAGCUUACAUGCGAACAUCCUCAGCAUCUUCCGUAUACGGUAAUAAUCCUUCACUUUGGGGCACCCGUUAUGCUACUGAUGGUUUACAUUCAUUUAGAAAAGGUACAGAAAUAUUUGCAAGUGAAUGGGAAAUCGCACCAUGGAUUACGAUAACACUGGACGGACCACUAGUGAUAUCAUUUGUCCGUGUUUACAAUCGAGAUGAUGGCGGUGGAGAUAGAUUUCAUGAUGUCGCCUUUGAGGUCUCCAUGGACGGAGUUUCUUUCGAACGACGAGGAUUUUUCAAAGGACCGGGACUGACUGGGCAGGUCGUGGAGAUUCUUUUUGACAAUCCAACAAUAGGGAAAUUCAUAAGACUUCGCAUAUCCCAAGGUUCCUGGAAUCUUCUUAAUUUGGCUGAGAUUGAAGUCUACACAACAUAAUGAUAUAUGAUGAUAUUUUUCAUGGAUAAUUUGUUAAAUUAUGUAACUUUACAACUGCGUGAUGUUGUUUUAUAAAGUUAAUGUUUCAAUAAACUGUUGAUGGAUUAAUGUAAAUGUUGUUCGUAUCAUACCAGUAAAUGCCAUUUUUAACAAUUACAUGUUCAUGUUAGUCGACCUUAUUGAAAGAAGCAAAACCUUAUUUGGUCACAAUUAGAUUUAUCAUUCACGUACCUUUUAGCAAGUGUAUGCAUAGUUGUAUCUUUUAAAAAUAGUUUUCUAUCAAUUAGGUAUUCAAAUCAUUGUUUUUGUCUUUUUAUUCGCUUUUCAUAACUAGAUGCCCGGUGUCCACUGUUUUGAUCGUUUUUGGGAGUUGAUUUUAAUCAACUCUCCUAUGCAGUUACUCAGUCAAACCGAAAGUGAAACAAUGUUUGGACCUCAGCACAAAUCAUUGCUUCUGACAAGACUUAGUUCUUGAAAAUAAUUGAUAAAUUCGAUGUAAUGUAUGCUAAAGCAUUGUUUUUCAAGGAAACUUAUUUAUAAAUACCUUGAAAAUAGUCAGAUUCUAAAUGGUACGAACAAUUUAAAAAAAUUUUGUAGUCGUAUGUAUUCCUA
Molecule: messenger RNA, 1369 nt
Organism: Magallana angulata
Lineage: Eukaryota; Metazoa; Mollusca; Bivalvia; Ostreida; Ostreidae
Exons: 3
Coding region: 53-757 (234 amino acids)
Source: RefSeq, a predicted model, not a curated record